Molecule: messenger RNA, 3731 nt
Organism: Scleropages formosus (Asian bonytongue)
Lineage: Eukaryota; Metazoa; Chordata; Actinopteri; Osteoglossiformes; Osteoglossidae
Gene: camkk1a
Product: calcium/calmodulin-dependent protein kinase kinase 1, alpha a
Exons: 18
Coding region: 243-1784 (513 amino acids)
Biological process (GO): protein phosphorylation; CAMKK-AMPK signaling cascade
Molecular function (GO): protein serine/threonine kinase activity; ATP binding
Source: RefSeq, a predicted model, not a curated record
ACUGCUAUGUCUACAUACUAAUAAAACAUUUCAUUAAGGUGCCAGUUUCUUUAUCAAACCCAGCAAAUUCUGUGCUUUCAAUGUCUCUGUAGGCAUCAUAUGUCAGAUGGAGCUGGUGGAUAUUUUCAUACAGCAGUUGCCAGCAGCGUGUACUCGACAGCAGUAACUAUGCCUGUGGCAUUGAUGCCCACCGCUGGAAGCCCCUCCCUUCUCCUUUCUGCAGUUCCCCAUUUGGCGCAGUGAUGGACACGAGUACAGACCCCGGGUGCGGCCCUGAGCCGGGCGCGUCUCCAGACCCUGAGCCCCAGGCGGAGCUUGCCGCGAUGGUGGCAGCGAUUGGUGUGACGACUGAGAAGGAGACGGUGGCCGGUAGACCCCAGGUGGAGGGUCUCAGGAAUGGACAGGACAGCAGCUCCAGGAAGCUGGCCCCACGGCCCCUUCUGUCCAAUAGGAAGAUGUCACUGCAGGAGCGCGGUACCUACCUGGGCGCUGGAGGUGGGGGCUACUCCCACAUAUCCCCUAGGGUGGCUCGGAGACCCACCAUCGAGUCUAAACAUGUGUCCAUCUCAGACACCCAGGAUUGCAUCCAACUGAACCAGUACAAGCUGGAGAGCGAAAUUGGAAAGGGCUCCUAUGGGGUGGUGAAGCUGGCGUACAAUGAGGAUGACGACAGGUAUUAUGCAAUGAAAGUAGUUUCCAAAAAGAAGCUGAUGAAGCAAUAUGGAUUCCCUCGUCGUCCACCUCCACGUGGAGUGAAGGCGGCUCAGGGGGUGCAGCCCAAGGUUCUAGGGCCACUGGAGAGGGUCUACCAGGAGAUUGCAAUCCUUAAGAAACUGGACCACCUCAACAUUGUCAAACUAGUGGAGGUACUGGAUGACCCCUCUGAAGACAACCUCCACAUGGUAUUUGAGCUCAUGCAGAAAGGCCCAGUGAUGGAGGUACCUACAGACAACCCAUUCACAGAGGAACAGGCCCGCAUAUACUUCAGGGACAUUGUGCUGGGCAUUGAAUACUUGCAUUACCAGAAGAUUGUCCAUCGGGACAUCAAGCCUUCCAACCUGCUCUUGGGGGAUGACGGACAUGUCAAGAUCGCAGAUUUUGGCGUCAGCAACCAGUUUGAGGGAAAUGACGCGCUGCUGUCGAGCACGGCCGGCACGCCAGCCUUCAUGGCCCCAGAGACGCUGUCUGACAACCGAAAAAGUUUCAGCGGGAAGGCUCUUGACAUUUGGGCGAUGGGAGUGACACUCUACUGUUUUGUCUUCGGGAAGUGCCCCUUCAUCGACGAAUAUAUCCUGGCUUUGCACAACAAGAUCAAGAACAAACCUGUGGAGUUUCCUGAAACGCCGGUCAUCAGCGAGGAGUUGAAAUCUCUCAUCCUUAGGAUGCUUAAUAAGAACCCUGAUGCCAGGAUCACCAUCCCGGAGAUUAAGAUGCACCCUUGGGUAACCCAGAACGGUUCCUGCCCUCUGCCCCUGGAGGAGGAGCACUGCACGGUGGUGGAAGUGACCGAGGAGGAGGUGCAGAACUCGGUCAAGUUUGUCCCCAGCCUCUCGGCAGUGAUCCUGGUGAAGGCCAUGCUGAGGAAGCGCUCGUUCAGCAAUCCCUUCGAGUGUCCCAGCCGGAGGGAGGAAAGGUCCAUGUCAGCCCCAGGGAACCUGCUCAUGGACAGGCGGCUGUUCCGCUCCUCUUUAAAACUGCACCCGUCGUUAAGGAAAGGCAGCAGUGGAGAGGGCAGUCGGGAAGCGGAGCUGGAAGACCUGCAUGAGGAUGAGGCUUCCUCCUGAGCGGAGAGACUCUCAGCUCCUACCAUAGUAACUGCUGCUUUGUCACCUCUUCUUCACUCUCACCCUCCCCAGUCUCCUUGAACUGUUCACUCAUUAUCUCCAGUCAUGUAGGGCUGUCCUUCAUAGCAAAACCAAAGCUUCUCCACACUGGGACCCUUUUCGUGUGGCGAGCGCUGUUGCCGGCAGAAUUCCUUGUGAUUCAGUACUUUGAGUGUAUGGAGAAUGCUUGUUUGCUUGCUUAUUCUGAGAAGCUCCACCUUAGUCCAGCAUGCAUCAUGGGAAUGCCUGACCGUGUCAGCAGCUUCAGAGACCACCGAAGAAAUGUCUGGCACCUGGUACGGACUUGCCCAGGAGCUUUUCUGUUUUCUGAAAAGCAGCAAGUUUUCUGAACAGGAGCAGCAGCAGCAUCUUCGCUGGCAAGAUGGCUUGGACCAGAUACUGGGUACAGGAUCUCCAGCUGUGUUCUUUGAGGUGGAACAUGGAAAGUGAGGCCUUGCUAAGAAAGGAGUGGAGCCACACACUGCAGAUCCCCAGCUCUGCUAGGUGGAGGCUUUGCAUUGGGCGUACCCCAGGGCCUGAAGCUCAACACUCGACUCCACCUCAGAGAUCGCAGUGUGUAUAGACUGCAUGUGUUUUCACUGCUCUGUGGCUAGUUCUAAGACAAUUUGACGGUGCCAUCAGAACACAUUUUCUCAUUAGUUGCCUUUUAAUUUGAAUUCCAGAGAAUGACCCUUUUCUCAGAGGCACAACAGCUACUUUCUAAGCAGAGAAGCCAUUGGUUGUGCAUAAGAAGGGGAGACGUACGAUACAUAUAGCUGGUCUAACACCUAUAUGUAUCAUAUGUAGUGCAAUAUAUCAGCUUCUCAUGUUCGCAUCACUUUGUUUUCUUUACCUUUCCUCUUUUUUCUUUCAUCAUAUCUGCCAUGGUAACAACAGAACGGCAUUCUCAUUUCAGGUUUUACGUUUUUUUUUUUGUUGACAAGCCAGCCAGUCGUCGUUAAUUUCCCAGUGUGCCAAAGUCUUGAAAUCUUGUUGGCUGUGAAGCACGUCCAUAAUUUUUCGCUUGGUGAACGUACCGGUCAAUGCAGCUUGAUGAUGGGAGUUGUAGCCAAGCAAAACUACUUUGGGAAUCAAAGAACCACUUUUAUGUGCAUCUGCGAGGUUAAGCUUCUUAAUGUUUUGUAAUGCAUGUUUUGUAAAAAAACGCAAAUGAACAAUAUUAUUAUUUCAGUUAUUGUUGUUAUGCACUGUAGCUCUGCUCAGAAACUACUAUUGAUCCAUGUCUUCGCAGCAAAAUUGAGGCAGAAACCAAUCAUCACGGGAAUUUGUGUAGGCACUCAGUUCUUAGCAACCUGACCUUGGUUAUGUACACCGUGAGAAGCAUCAUACUGCUGACUAACUAGUUGGACCGCGGCUUUGCCUGUGACUGACAGUCACCAUAUUAUGGUAACUCCCACGUUCAUCUGAAGCAGUAUUGCAUUCAUUACUUUUUUAAUAUCAAAUAAGUGGGUUUUCUUUGUUUCACUGCCCACAUUGUAAGCAGAUAAGUUUAAUAGAGGUUUUGCUUGAAGCUAUAUUUUCACUUUUUUUUUUUUUUUUUUGUUAAGAUUUGGGCAACAAUCUGUAGAUUAAAGUGACAUUGGGUUGCUUGUCUUUGUGAAGAGGCAUUAAUGUCUGUCUUAAAAAAUCUGUGUACAGACUUAACAGUAUGUUGAAAGAACAGAAAAAAGAAAAUCCAAUGUUCUAAUACAGGUGGUCCUCAACUUGCGAUGGAGUUCUGUUCUGACAAGAUGUAAGUUGCAAAUCACCUUAAAUUAUAUGAAUCAUAAGAAUAUGCUGUGUAAACAGUUAACAUCCAUAAAUACUACAUUGUAUAACAGAGCUUAUGUUAUAUUUUUCAUAGUUUCACAGAAAUAAAUUAUACACACACACACACACACACACACA